Harmonia axyridis is the source of this 3305-nucleotide messenger RNA. RefSeq names its product F-BAR domain only protein 2. Bases 354 to 3188 code for a protein of 944 amino acids. Gene Ontology annotation, cellular component: cytoplasm; clathrin-coated vesicle; clathrin-coated pit. Lineage: Eukaryota; Metazoa; Arthropoda; Insecta; Coleoptera; Coccinellidae. The transcript has 13 exons. Gene Ontology annotation, biological process: clathrin coat assembly; clathrin-dependent endocytosis. The record is from RefSeq and is a predicted model, not a curated record.
GAAAUGAAGUUAGCAGCCUUACGUUUCGAGAAUGAAGUUUGAUAUGACGAAUGAUUUGGAUGAUAUCAACCGUUUAUCCGCCCCCUAUAUGUUGAGUUAAAUGUAAUUUGAAGAAACGUUCAAUUAAUAAAUAAGUUAAGGACGUUCAAAGUUUGUUGUUCGUUAUAAGUUAAUGUUAUCAAUCUAUUGAGCACUGAAAGUAUCCUUAUUUGCUCCAUUAAAUAUAGUGUACAAUUCUAGACGUUACUGUCAGAAUUUACAAUAACAUGGUUACACAAAACUUGUUUACCUUAGUGUAAUUCCUGAUCUGCCCAUUUUUAAUAAGUUAAAUUGGUAGUAUUCAAAUAUCCAAAAUGACUGUGAACUUCAAUGACUAUUUUUGGGGCGAAAAAAACAAUGGUUUCGACGUUCUGUAUCAUAAUAUGAAAUAUGGUUUUCAAGCUAGUAAAGAAUUUUCUGAAUUCCUCAGGGAAAGAACCAACAUGGAAGAAAACAACUCCAAGUUGCUUGCAAAAUUAGCAAAACAAGCAGGAAGUUCCUGUGUUCAUGGUACAUUUGCUCCAAUAUGGCUUAUUUUGAAAAACUCGGCAGAAAAAUUGUCAUCUCUUCACAUGCAAAUGGUUCAAAAGGUGACUGAUUUAGUGAAGGAAGUUUCUAAAUAUGCUGACGAUUUGCAGAAGAAGCAUAAAACAGUCAAAGAAGAGGAAGAAGGGACCUUACGGAAAGCUCAAGCAAUGCAGGCCAUAACUGUGGUUGUACAAAAAUCGAAAGAAAGUUUAAAUCAACGAGGAAUUGAAUUGGAAAAACUGCGCAAAGAAAAUGCUUCACCAAAGGAAAUCGAAAAGGCAGAACAGAAACUGAAGAAAGCACAAGAAGACCAUAAGAAUUAUAUAGAAAAAUACACAGCAACAAAGGAAGAAUUUGAAAAGAAAAUGUGUGUUACAUGCAAGAAAUUUCAGGAACUUGAAGUGGCUCAUUUGGUUCAAAUGAAAGAAUUUUUGAAUUCCUAUGUGGAAGUUAUUGAUUGGACUCAUGAAGAAAUGGGAAAGGUACAUGCUGAGUUUCGACAACAGUGUGUUGAAUUGACUGUAGAUCAAUUAUUAGAACAGUUUGUAAGGGACAAAUCCACAGGUUUAGAAAGACCAGGGCUUUUAAAUCUAGAAGAGUCAAUUAUGCCUGUUACAUCACCUACACAGGAGGUAGAUAAUACUAAAACUAGAACGAAGCGUGAAGGUAAUGGUAAUAAUGAGCAAGGUGUUCCAAGUAAUGUGAAAACAUCCCGCCGUACUACCUCCCUUCUUAAUCUCUUCAUGUCUAACUCUCAGGGUUCACGCGAGAGCCGAGCAGGGGCAUGCAGUGCACCUUCAAGCCCUACAACACCUGAGGGAGAUCAACAGUUGACGCGUCAUCUACAUAGAGGAUCUAAAUGGUUUCUCAGAAGUAGGAGGGAUAAAGCAAAACAGAAAAAGUCCAAAAAGAAAUCUAAAGAUGGAACCGAUAAUCAAAGUAACAAAGACGAGAAGUCUGAUAUGGAAGAAAAAGAUGAGCCAAGUCCCCCAGUCACAGCAACAAGUGAACCAAGUGCUCCAGAACUGGAUGAAGAAGGAUAUGUAAUAAGGCCUAAUCCUAGCCAUAAUUGGAAUAGUGAGAAAGGCAGCUUUUAUUCAUCCUCUGAUUCAGAUUCGGAUGAUGAAAGAGAACGCAAAAUCCAUGUGGAAAUCAAGCCGUUAAACCAUAACGGUGCAGCACCUAUGUCAGCAUCAGUCGAUGAACUGAGAGCUACUGUAGAAAAUUUGUACCUUUUCCCAGUUGGUAGUUCUUUUGGUAGACGGGGAUCUAAUCUGGAAAAUCAAGAUCUGAUGAUUAAGAGAUCGCAAUCUGUUUCUCAACAAAUAGGAAAGCCUAGCAGUGAUUUGCUAGGGUUGAAUUUGGUUCAAAGUCCUACAGCUUCCAAUGCUUCCACUCCGGUCAGUUCUCAUCCUUAUGCUCCAUUGCAGAGUCCUUCGCAGUUAGCCUUAAACUCGCCCACCUUGUCUGUCUCUUCAAAAUAUACAGAUCUAGGCGAUUUAUUCAGCGAAGAUAACGAAGCUGGGGCUUCCAAUAAACCUAAUCGUCAAACGCCUACACCUACCUCUGGGUACAUGUCAAUUCCAAGGCCGCCUUCACGUCGUUCAGAUCCUUCCAAAAAUCUGGCAUCUCAGAAUACUAUAAGUAGAACAGAUAGCAUAAAUAGUUUAGAAUUUCGGACAGCCUGCGUACCAGUUGGUGCUUCUAGGGGACCGUCACCUCUCACAAUUGGCAUGGCCGAUACAAUCCCAUUGGCUGUUGCUUUUCAUGAGAUGGUUCACUCGUAUUUUAGAGGUGCUGAUGAGACAAGAUGUCAAGUCAAAAUGUCUGGUGAAAUGAUGUUGUCAUUCCCUGCAGGAAUCGUCACAAUAUUAGCUCAUAAUCCGAAUCCUGCUAAGUUGAUGUUUCAUGUUAAAAAUACUCAGAAAUUAAUGAACAUAUUGCCUAACAAACAAUUAGUUUCAACUGAAAGUGGACAAUCUUCAUCUGAUCAGAUAGUUAUAGAAUUUAACAUGAGUGCCCUUAGCACCCUUUUGAAAAAACAGUCAGAACAAAAUCCUAGUGCUUCUUAUUUUAAUGUAGACAUACUAAAGUACCAGAUCAAGCCUAAUCCAGGAGCAACUUCCUGUCCUUUUCAAUUAGUAGCUUACUGGAAAUGUACAAAUUCCCAUACCGAUUUAAAGGUUGACUACAAGUACAAUUCGCAUGCCAUGGCAUCACCAAGUCCAUUGUUAAAUGUUACAGUGGCUGUUCCAAUAGACAGUGGAUUGAAGAGUUUCCAAUCAAAACCUACAGCACAGUGGUCCCCAGAAAGGAACAGACUCGUUUGGAGAUUUACAGAGCUUUCCCAGCAUUCUGAAAAGCAUGGGGUCGGGUCAAUGUUGGCUCGUGUUGACCUAGAAGGUGGACCAGCCACUCCUUCGACAAUUUCAGCUGCGUUCAACUGUGAAGGAACUACUUUAUCUGGUAUAGAUUUUCAAUUAGUGGGUCCUGGAUACAGGCUCUCUCUAGUCAAGCGUAGAUUUGUUUCUGGCAAGUACAUAUGUGAUGGAGAUUCAAAGUUCAGCUCGGGCACUGUAACCCCAUCUACUGUAUCUUCUUCAGGGGAUCCCAACUGCUAGCAUUCCCAACAUAUCAUAUGUGCAAUAUUUUAUUAUUUGUAUGUAUUUAUGACUAAUGUUACAUAGCAUAUAUAGUUUAUGAAACUAUUUUAUAAUCAAAUAAAAUUUUGUAAAGCA